This is a messenger RNA of Capsella rubella, 1787 nucleotides long. RefSeq names its product double-stranded RNA-binding protein 3. Lineage: Eukaryota; Viridiplantae; Streptophyta; Magnoliopsida; Brassicales; Brassicaceae. The transcript has 4 exons. Gene Ontology annotation, molecular function: double-stranded RNA binding. Bases 443 to 1579 code for a protein of 378 amino acids. The record is from RefSeq and is a predicted model, not a curated record.
CCAAAAGACAGAACACACAGAGACAUAAUAUUAUAUAACAAUGGACCAUAGUUCAAUUGAAAUGUCACUGUUAUCAUUUAGUAGCCUCUGCUCCUCUUUAUUAGGAACCUUACUUGUGAUAGAACCACCAUGUGAGAGAGCUCUAAAACCUCUGAAACUAUUAUUUUCAACUUUACCUCUCAGUUCUCUAAAUUCACUUUCAACAUCAGAGAGCCCUAAUUUUUUUUUCAUUUAGACACUCAUUACACCAAAAGCCUUCAAUGGCAACUUAACCGAGUGAGUUUCUUGUAUUUUUGCUAUCUCUCUCUCUCUCUCUCUCUCUCUCUCUCUCUCCCUUGAACACUGUGGAGGCUUAAGGGUCCAUCACAUGAUAGAGACAAACUCUUCUGUUUAUAUAAGAGACAGCAACUCUUAAAUACCAAUUUAUGCAGGUCUCAAAAAGAUGUAUAAGAAUCAGUUGCAAGAGCUAGCACAGAGAAGUUGUUUCAAUCUCCCAUCAUAUACAUGCACAAGAGAAGGACCGGAUCAUGCUCCAAGAUUCAAAGCUAGUGUAAACUUCAAUGGUGAGAUAUUUGAAAGCCCGACUUAUUGUUCCACUCUCAGACAAGCUGAGCAUUCAGCUGCUGAAGUUGCUCUUUGUGCUCUCUCUUCCAAGGGUCCUUCAAAAUCUCUAACUGCUAAGGUUCUAGAUGAGACUGGGAUCUACAAGAAUCUGCUUCAGGAGACAGCACAUAGAGCUGGUCUUGAUCUACCGGUUUACACAAGUGUGAGAUCAGGACCUGGUCACAUCCCAACAUUCUCUUGCACUGUGGAGCUUGCUGGAAUGAGUUUUAAGGGAGAAUCAGCAAAGACUAAGAAGCAAGCUGAGAAGAAUGCAGCCAUUUCAGCUUGGUUCUCCUUGAGAAAAAUGCCAAGCUUGGACCCGCUGAGAGGUGAAGAGAAGGAACAAGAGGUAGUUGCAAGAGUCCUCUCAAGAUUUAGACCCAAAGAAGUGAAAAGAAGAGAACCAAACCAGUCAAGAAGAAGAACAGUCAUCAGAACAAUUCGUCAAAACACAACAACAACAACAACCACAAGAGACUUGUUGUGUGAGAAACUCGGAUCGAUCAAUCUGUAUACCAAUAAAGCUUCAUCUUCAUCACCAUCACCAUCACUACCACUACCACCGAGAUUCUGGCCUUCAAGAACAAAUCUCCCACAACAAGAAUCCAAAGUCAAAUCAUUGCUAGAGAAGUGUCAAGAAUACGCAGAGAGGAAACAGAGCCCAGAUUAUCCCAUCCCUAAGACAGAGAUGAUAAUCAAAUCGUCUCCUUUAUCAUCAUCACUGGAGAAAUCCUACUACAGUAAGCUUUUGCCGUUUUCAAUUUCUGGGUUAAACAAUCAGAAACUAGCUCCAGCUGUUCACAUCAGAUCAGUGAUCCCAGUUUGUUCAGCUCCCCCACCAAAACCCAAACCUAACCCUAUAAACCCAUCAUCACCAUCCACCACAAGGGAGCUGGGAAUCAAAAGCCAAGAGAAGACUCUGAGAUGCAAGAAUAUCGAAUUAGGAUUAGAAUCAAAAUCUCGAUCGAACCCAUGAUUGAAAGGUCGUGUCUUUAGAUAAACCCAAGAUUGAAAGGUCGUACCUUUAGAUAAACCCAUGAUUAAAGGUCGUGCCUUUAGAUAAACCCAAGUUAAGGAUUUGGCAAUAGAUUAGUGAAAAGGGUAAAAGACAGUCAUGGGUUUCUGUUUCUGUAUGUUCGUCGUGUAAACUUGACUUUUUUUGGAGUUUGUUUUUUGAAAUUUUA